ACUUUAUACUUUUCGCAAAAACAGCCAAUACAUGAAAUGAGCAGCAAUCCGUCGCGAAUAUAUGUUGAGGAGGUGGCCGUUGAUCAAAAUGCCAGUCUGGACCUCAACUCCACAGAGGAGUCCGAUGGCAAUAUAGCAGAUAUGGAACAGUCGAUGGACAAAAGUGGAACAUUUGAACAAAGCGAGACACUUUCUGAAGCCGAAGUGACGCCACGAUCACAUGUUAUGGGCGAAGCACACAGCACGGUGUCCGAUGAUGAAGUUGAAAAAGAGGAAGAGGAAGACAGCAGUUCGAGCAGCACCGAACAAAGCGAUUCGAGCAUCUCGCUUAACAGCGAAAGCGAUGCUAUCGAAAGGGAGCACUCACCCAACACGGUGGUGGAUGUAAAUGAUGUUGCCGGCAACGAGGAUAUCAACUAUGCUGAUUCCGACAAUCAAAUACUAGCCGAGAUGUUGGCGGCGACCUAUCCCAAACCUGAUGAAGCAAUAGACGCAGAGGUCGGGGCCGAGCAGGAAGUUGAAGAAGCCAAGGAAGAUGCUGUGGAAGCAACUGAGGCGGACGCCGAGCCAGACUACGAAGUGGAAGUGGAAGUGGAAAAUGAGCCGGAAAAUGAGACUGAGAUCCAAGUGGAAGUGCCCGAAGCAGUCGAUGAGACUGCCGAAGUGAUGUCACCCAUCAACCGUCCUCCAUCUGCCAUUGAUAUGGAGGUACAACAACAGCCUGAACAAUUAGAAAAGCGUUAUACGCUAGCAAUGAGUCAAUAUGAGCGCAUCUCUGGCAGCAGCAUAGAUGAAGGCAAGAGCGAUGAUAAUGAGGAUGGUGACGAUGAGGAAGAUGAUGACGAUGACGAUGACGAGGACGACGACGACGAUGACGAGUAUGACGAGGAUGACGAAGAUGAUGACGAUGACGAAGAUGAUGAGGAUGACGAUGAUAUUGUAGAGAAUGAGGCCAGCUCGGUGAAUAAGAUAGCUGCAGCGUCCGAUCGAAAAGAUACGGAUUACUGCAACUUGCCGCUAAAGAAGAUCGAGAUCAGUGCACAUCCCGAAAAAGUCUACUAUAUUCGCCGGCAUGAUGGCACAGUUCAUGCUGGUCACGUGCUCGAAUCGCGCGUCACAGAUAAUAGCAGCAGAACGCCCAACGAGUAUUAUGUGCACUAUUUGGGCCUCAAUCGUCGCCUGGAUGGCUGGGUGGGCAGGCAUCGCAUUUCCGACAAUGCCGACGAUUUGGGUGGCAUUACGGUGCCCAGCACGAGCACCGGGAGCAGCGGUGGCCUAACCGGCGGUCACAAGCGGCAAGGCAAUAAGGAUUACUAUUUGUCCGCAUGCGAGAAUCAUGGCUACGAUUACAGCGACAAAAAGAUGACUCGCUAUCAGAAGCGACGCAACGAUGAGAUCAAUCACGUACAGAAGAGCCACGCCGAGCUGACCGCCUCCAUGGUGCAGCUGGAGAAGGAGCACGAGCAGAUAACUAAAGUCAAGUAUAUUGAUAAGCUGAUCUUUGGCUACUACGAGAUAGACGCCUGGUACUUCAGUCCCUUCCCAGGGGAGUACGGCAAGGCGCGUGUUCUCUAUGUGUGUGAGUUUUGCCUGAAAUACAUGCGUCUGGAGAAGAGCUACAGCUUCCAUUUGUAUGAUUGCAAAAAACGACAUCCACCUGGACGGGAAAUCUAUCGCAAAGGCACCAUAGCAAUCUAUGAGGUGAUUGGCAGGGAGCAACCGCUCUAUUGCCAGCUGCUCUCCCUGACGGCGAAGCUGUUUCUCGAUCACAAGGUGCUCUACUUUGAUAUGGAGCCCUUCCUAUUCUAUAUACUCUGUGAGAUCGACAAUGAUGGCAGUCACUGUGUUGGCUACUUCUCCAAGGAGAGGAAUUCGCUCGAUAAUAACAAUGUCGCUUGCAUUCUGGUGAUGCCGCCGCAUCAGCGCAAGGGCUAUGGAAAACUAUUAAUUGCCUUUAGCUAUGUAUUGUCCCGCAAGGAGGGCGUCAUUGGCAGCCCGGAGAAACCGCUCUCGGAUCUGGGGCGUCUCAGUUAUCGCAGCUAUUGGGCCUACACACUGCUCGAACUGAUGAGGGAACGUUGCUCGGCCGAGCAGACCACCAUUAAGGAGCUAAGCGAAGCCAGCGGCAUCACCCAGGAUGACAUCAUCUACACUCUGCAGUCAAUGAAGAUGAUUAAGUAUUGGAAGGGUCAGAAUACCAUCUGUGUCACGCCCAAAACCAUUAACGAUCAUCUCAAGCUGCCUCAGUUCAAGCGACCCAAACUAACCAUAGACUUAAAUUGCCUAAGCUGGAAACCCCUUAAAAAAUAAUUCAUUUACUAUCAAUUUAAGCAAUCGAAUGAAUUUUAUCAUAAUCAUUCUCAUUAUUUUUUCAGCGCAUACAUCCCACAACAGUAAUAUAAUCAAAUGUAUAUUUAUAUUCAAUACUCGUAAUAGUCUUACAUAGAUGUCUAAAAAUUAAUAAAUAAAAAUAACUCUUAA
Messenger RNA from Drosophila grimshawi, 2481 nucleotides. RefSeq names its product histone acetyltransferase KAT8. Bases 37 to 2310 code for a protein of 757 amino acids. The transcript has a single exon. NCBI's taxonomy places the organism in Eukaryota, Metazoa, Arthropoda, Insecta, Diptera, Drosophilidae. The record is from RefSeq and is a predicted model, not a curated record. Gene Ontology annotation, molecular function: histone acetyltransferase activity. Gene Ontology annotation, biological process: regulation of DNA-templated transcription.